AUGACGGUAAUUAAAGUUGCUGACGAACAAGAAAUUAUCACAAAACUUUCCUCAUAUGUAGAGAAAAUAUCAAAUGACGCAAUUUUGAACAGAGGAAGAUUUUUUGUUGGUUUAUCAGGAGGAUCUGUUGUGAAAUAUUUAUGCGAGGGUCUCCCCUCAGUAAGCACAGAUUGGUCAAAAUGGACUCUAGCAUUUUGUGACGAGAGAGUGGUACCUGAAGACAGUGGGGACUCUACAUUUGGUUGUUACAAUAGGCUACUAAUACCUAAAACCAAAUUGGAUAAAAACCAGUUUAUUGUUAUAAAGCAAGGCGUAACAGCAAGUGAAGCUGCAGUAGAUUACAAUGAAAAAUUAAAGGAAGCUUUCAAAAGUGAUGAAUUUAAGUUUGACCUGCUUUUGCUCGGUAUGGGGCCUGAUGGGCAUACAUGUUCAUUAUUCCCCGGGCAUCCCCUACUUGAUGAGAAAAACUUAAAAGUAGCGGCCAUUACAGACUCUCCAAAGCCCCCACCAGAAAGGAUAACAUUAACUUAUCCAGUUAUAAAUAGUGCUAGAAACUGUAUUUUUGCAUGCAGUGGCGCUGGCAAGGCUGACAUGAUUAAACGUAUUUUAAAGGAAAAGGAAGACCUUCCUGCUGCCAGGGUGAACCCGGAGAAUGGCAAUGUUUACUGGAUAGUGGAUGAUGGGGCAGCGGCUCACCUA
Molecule: messenger RNA, 699 nt
Organism: Iphiclides podalirius (scarce swallowtail)
Lineage: Eukaryota; Metazoa; Arthropoda; Insecta; Lepidoptera; Papilionidae
Source: the annotation of a GenBank genome assembly